AUGCUCUUUCAAACAGUUGUGUUUGGUCGAUGGCAUAAUGCCGCAUGUGUUUUCGUUGAUUCGUUGAAAAUAUAUAAAAACAAUUUCAUUUUAGCCAAGUUUAUUAAUUGGCUUUAGUGGUUACUGCACAACCAGCGAGGAUAGUUAAAUAAAUAAAUAAAUUAUUAACAUUUUUAAAUUGUAAAAUUCAAAGAUUGAUCAUAUAUCAAAGCAAAUAAAAAAUAAAUGUAAAAAGUGUAACUAACGGAAUAUCGAAACUGUGUUUAAAAAAAAUGUGUGUAAAAAUAUUUUUUUUAAAUGUUUGAAAAUUUUAACUGUUCGUCAAUAAUAUAACAUUUUCUUUAAAGUACUUAAAAUAUAAAGCACCUAAUGAGCAAACGUUUCACUAUGGACACCUCAGUGAAUAUUAUUAAAAAUUUGAACAACAAAACCCAUACAACAAACGUGAGAUAUUCACCGUUGAAAGCAGCAUAGGUAAACACAAGUUCCAUAAAUCAUUCGAUAUAUCAGAAAAGGUGUACGAGACCAGAGAUUAGUCGUAGCCGCAUUGUCAAUACCAACCGAUUUGAUGUGAUAAACAGAACAGCAACAAAAUUAUUUUGUUUGGCAAAUUUAGUAGUUUCGCACCAGUAAGACUACUUAUCAAAUUGUCACACAGUGGAGAGGUGUGACAAGAUAGCAGCCGUUGGUCUCACAAAUUUCAAUAAUCAACCAAAAACCUAUAAACUAAGCACAACUCAUCGAAGUGGCGGGCUUACGAGUAGCUGAAAAUUAAUAAAACGCAAAAUACGUUUUAAACAACUCACCACAGCAAUGCCAGAAAAUAUAAAAUUGAUAAAUAAUGGUUAUCUGCGUACACCGCAUAUCAUCGCUAACACGCCCAAUAUUGGUAGUGGCGAAAAUAGUAUUGCAAUGGAUGAUGGCACGGCAGCAGUAGUCGCACCAUUGCUGGGAAGUGAAAGAAAUCCCAUUGUAGAUGACUUUCCCGAUAAUAAAAUAACAAAUACAGCAAACAGUAACAACCCCGCCAUUAAUGCGGUGCGGUCUCCUGUGCAGCAACAACGCAUUACAAAUCAAAAUAAUCAAGCAAAUAAUGGACCUCACAUAAAACUACCUACCGUUGUAUACAUUGGUACAGAUGCUGGUGGUGGUACUGAUACUGGAGGUGGUGGUGGUGGUGGUAAUAUCAGCACCAUAGUCAGCGGUACACCACGUACAACAUUACAGCGAAAUGCUCCAUUUCCGUAUAACAACACUAGUACUUCUAUCACAGCAAACAGAAGCUCAUCUAUUCAAAAUCAUCAACAUAACGAUUGGGUCAUAAAAGAUCCUGCUUUAAGGCGACGUUUGCUAAUUUUGGCUGUGGCGUUUACGGUUUUAGGUGCUGCUAUUGGAGCAGUAGCAAUUUAUUUAGCCGGCAGUUAUCGUUGCUAUCCAGCCACCAAAACCACAAACAAUGAUAACUAUAACAAGGCAAUAGCUGAUAGCGUUCAUCAUCAUUCACUCAAUUACCCAGGUUCCAUAUCACCAGAAGACAAAGUUUGUCUAAGCGAGGAAUGUGUACGGACAGCCGCAUCAUUACUGUCUGCAAUGGAUACUGCAGCUGAUCCAUGUCAAAACUUUUUUCAAUACGCUUGUGGUACUUGGAAUAAGAAACAUAUAAUACCAGAAGAUCGAAGUUCUAUAAGUACUUUUGAGGUGCUAGCCGAUCAGCAACAAGUAAUUCUGAAAGGCGUCUUAGAAGAAAGUAUAAACGAAGAAGAUAAUAAGGCAACGAUUAAAGCUAAAAUGUUUUAUAAAAGCUGUAUGGAUAUUCCCCAAAUACGUAAAAUUGGUGAAGGUCGCUUAAAAGAUGUUUUAAAAUCACUAGGUGGUUGGCCGGUUAUCGAAAAAAAUUGGCAACCACCAAAUAUGACAAUAGAACAACUAAUGGGUUACUUGCGUGGCAACUACAGUGAAGGCGUACUGAUAGAACUAUAUGUCGGUGCAGACGAUAAGAAUUCAUCUGUGAAUAUACUUCAAAUUGAUCAAUUGCCUCUCGCCUUACCUUCUAGAGAUUAUUAUCUCAAGUCAAGCAGUGAAAAUGAUUUAAAAGCAUAUCACAAAUAUAUGACACAGACAGCAAUCCUUUUGGGUGCUGAUCCUGAAACUGCAACACAAGAAUUAAAUGAAGUAGUGCAGUUUGAAAUUAAUUUGGUUAAUGCAUCACUGCCAGAAGCAGAUCGCCAUGAUACUAGCGCCAUUUAUAAAAAAAUUACUUUAUCGGAGUUACAAGAGCAAGUACCAGAAAUAGAUUGGACUGAAUACUUGCAAACAGCGUUAGGUCAAGAAAUACAACUACAGCCAAAUGAAGAGCUUGUGAGUUAUGCUAUGCCAUAUCUUAUAGAUAUGGGCAAGAUCUUGAAAAAUGCCGACCGUCGUGUUGUCCACAAUUAUGUUCUGUGGCGUUUAAUUAUGUCCAUAACGACGCAUAUGAUUGAUGAAUACCAACGCGAACGUGUAGAGUUUAGAAAAAUUCUACUCGGAAUACAGUCGGAACGUAUGCGUUGGUCACAGUGUGUCGAGUGGACGAAUAAGAAACUGGGCAUGGCUGUUGGUGCGCUUUUCAUACGUGAUAAUUUUAAUCAAGAUAGUAAGGAUACAGCCUUAGAGAUGAUACACACUAUUCGGGAGGCUUUUAAUGAAUUAUUAGCAGAAAAUCAUUGGAUGGAUGAUGAAACCAGAGCCGUAGCUAAAGAGAAAGCCGACACAAUGAAUGAACGCAUUGGAUAUCCAGAAAUAUUGACUAAUGCCACCGAAUUGGAGAAGGAAUAUAUUAAUCUCACCAUUAUUCCCGACAAUUUUAUGGAAAACGUUUUAAAUAUUCUAAAAUGGGAUUCUGAAAAAAAUUUACAACUUCUGCGUAUGCCAGUUGAUAAGGAGAAGUGGACUACAGAGCCAGCUGUUGUGAAUGCUUUCUACAAUCCCAAUAAAAACGAUAUUGUUUUUCCUGCUGGUAUAUUACAACCUUUGUUCUAUAGCCAAAAUUUCCCUAAAUCACUAAAUUAUGGUGGAAUAGGUGUAGUUAUAGGACACGAGAUCACACAUGGAUUCGAUGACAAAGGUCGCCAGUUUGAUAAAGAUGGUAAUAUGAUGCAAUGGUGGAAUAAUGCUACAAUUGAAGCAUUUCGUGAGCGUACGCAAUGCAUUAUAGACCAGUAUUCGAAGUAUAAAAUUGAUGAGGUCGGCAUGUAUAUGAAUGGGCGCAUGACCCAAGGGGAAAAUAUAGCAGAUAAUGGUGGUUUGAAACAGGCGUUUAGGGCUUAUAAAAAAUGGGUAAAACGUCAUGGUCCAGAACAAGAGCUGCCUGGUCUUAAUCUGUCACAUGAUCAAUUGUUCUUCUUAAAUUAUGCACAAAUAUGGUGUGGUUCUAUGCGUCCCGAAGAUGCAUUAACUAAAAUACGGUCAUCUGUGCAUUCACCCGGUUUUAUCCGCGUACUUGGACCUUUGUCCAAUUCGAAAGACUUCGCCAAAGCAUAUCAAUGUAAGCUGGAUUCACCGAUGAAUCCAAAAGAAAAAUGCAGUGUAUGGUAAAAAGUUCGCUAAUAUCUUAUAAAAGAAAGGACUUCUUUUUACGAUUAUAUAUGUUUAUUUUAGUUAAGUGUCUAGUAUAUAAUAUCAUUUUUAUAUGUACGAG
Messenger RNA from Teleopsis dalmanni, 3676 nucleotides. It is a transcript of the gene Nep1, whose product is annotated as neprilysin-1. Lineage: Eukaryota; Metazoa; Arthropoda; Insecta; Diptera; Diopsidae. The transcript has 10 exons. Gene Ontology annotation, molecular function: metalloendopeptidase activity. The coding region runs from base 814 to 3573 and encodes 919 amino acids. Gene Ontology annotation, cellular component: plasma membrane. Gene Ontology annotation, biological process: protein processing. The record is from RefSeq and is a predicted model, not a curated record.